Messenger RNA from Castor canadensis (American beaver), 933 nucleotides. RefSeq names its product protein phosphatase 1 catalytic subunit gamma (gene Ppp1cc). The record is from RefSeq and is a predicted model, not a curated record. Gene Ontology annotation, molecular function: protein serine/threonine phosphatase activity. Lineage: Eukaryota; Metazoa; Chordata; Mammalia; Rodentia; Castoridae. Gene Ontology annotation, cellular component: cytoplasm; nucleus.
CAUGUUUUCACAGGUAAAAGAAGAUACAACAUUAAACUAUGGAAAACUUUCACAGACUGUUUUAACUGUUUACCGAUAGCAGCCAUCGUGGAUGAGAAAAUAUUCUGCUGUCAUGGAGGUUUGUCGCCAGAUCUUCAAUCUAUGGAGCAGAUUAGGCGAAUUAUGCGACCAACUGACGUGCCAGAUCAAGGUCUUCUUUGUGAUCUUUUGUGGUCUGACCCCGAUAAAGAUGUCUUAGGCUGGGGUGAAAAUGACAGAGGAGUGUCCUUCACAUUUGGUGCAGAAGUGGUUGCAAAAUUUCUCCAUAAGCAUGAUUUGGAUCUUAUAUGUAGAGCCCAUCAGGUGGUUGAAGAUGGAUAUGAAUUUUUUGCAAAGAGGCAGUUGGUCACUCUGUUUUCUGCACCCAAUUAUUGUGGAGAGUUUGACAAUGCAGGUGCCAUGAUGAGCGUGGACGAAACGCUAAUGUGUUCCUUUCAGAUUUUAAAACCUGCAGAGAAAAAGAAGCCGAAUGCCACAAGACCCGUCACACCUCCAAGGGUUGGAUCAGGCCUGAACUCGUCCAUUCAGAAAGCUUCAAAUUAUAGAAACAAUACUGUUCUAUACGAGUGACCGAUUAUGCUUUCUUUGGCCUACACUCUUUAUUCUACGGUGAAGUUGAGGCUUAUAAGUCAAAACAAAGGAACUAACUUGCUGUCCACCAGUUUAUACAGAACUCACAGUAUCUAUGACUUUUUUAAACUAAGAUCUGUUCAAAAGAAAUCUGUUUCAACAGAUGACCGUGUACAAUACCAUGUGGUGAAAAUGAAUUCAAACUUAUUAAAUGACAAACUUGUUAAAUCUUCUCAGUGUCUGUUUAUCAGCACAAUACACACAGGAGAACUGUUGAUGGCAUAUUGAAUAGAUUUUAAUGAAUAAAUUGCUCUGGAAACCCCA